Molecule: messenger RNA, 5000 nt
Organism: Rhinichthys klamathensis goyatoka
Lineage: Eukaryota; Metazoa; Chordata; Actinopteri; Cypriniformes; Leuciscidae
Gene: ppp1r9a
Product: protein phosphatase 1, regulatory subunit 9A
Exons: 21
Coding region: 382-3717 (1111 amino acids)
Biological process (GO): neuron projection development; calcium-mediated signaling; actin filament organization
Cellular component (GO): cytoplasm; actin cytoskeleton; postsynaptic density
Molecular function (GO): actin filament binding
Source: RefSeq, a predicted model, not a curated record
CCCUCCCUUUUCGUGACACAGCCGGGGAUGUCCUACUGAACUGUCGAAUCAGCUCUGUGCUGACUUCUCUUUUCCGGUCAAGAGGAAUUCAUGCACUUCACGAUUCAUAGGGAAGAAAAGAAACAGUGCAGACUACUUGCAGGAUUGUGAAGACGUCAAACUGUUCAAAGUACUGCGCCUGGAAGUCAAUGUUAUGCACAAAACUGGGUCAGCCUGUCAAGACUAAGCUGUAGCCGGGAACACACUCAUGGUGAAGUGAAAGAAUGCUUUUCUCAAGCCGUCCAUUUAUCAGGAAUCCCCAAUAAUAUGUGAUUGCACCCAACGAACAAACUGAAGGUAUGUUACUGUUUAUUUGAGAAGACCUCCAUUGUCGAGGCUAAGAUGAUGAAGACGGAGGCCUCGGCAGAGAGGAAUACCCUGAGGAGCGCUUCCCCGCACCGGAACGCCUACAGGACGGAGUUCCAGGCUCUAAAGAAGGCAUUUGACCAACCAAGACAGGAUGGAGGCCCCAAACUCAAGGACCCAGAGGGGAUCAGGCAGCCUCGAGGGCGGCAAUACGGGGCCCACGUCAGUCGCAUCAAGAACAUGUUCAUGCAAAUGGGGACUGAGAACAUUGGGUCCAACAGACGAGCAAGGGAUGAGACCUCCCCACAGAAACUCAGCAAGCCAACAAACUUCAUCAACAAGGCGGAUGGAUCGGUGGUCCAGUUCCAGCACGGCAAUGGAGAGCGGACUGCUGGUGGCCAUCAUAAAUCAAAGUUCUCCGAAACAAGGAAGCUUUUUGAGCAGAGCUCCAGAGAUGCUUCACAGUCGCCGGUGUACUCUUAUGGCCGAGACAAGAGGGGUUCUCACGAGCAUUUGGAUGACUGGAGGGGAGCGCGUUCAAACAGAGGCAGUACGGACUCUUUGGAUAGUCUUUGCUCCAGGACAGAGGCCUCAUCUCCCACUGUGAGUCAGCUCAGCGCUGUCUUCGAAAAUAUAGAUCAGCAGGGCUCCGGUGCUACUUUCAGAAGAGGCCAGGGAGGCGGAAGGGGGCUGUACUCUCCAGAUGGCUUACAGAGACAUGGGGAGGCCAGCGAGGACGACACCAGUGCGCGACAGUCUCCGUCAAGUGGUUUUUACAGGACGCGAGUGGGUAACAAGCACAACAUGCCAGUUUCUUCAUCUUCAGAAGAUCUUCUCAGUCCUAGUCCUCUGUCUGAGGCCGUGGACCAAGUGAAACACGACGAGAAGAAGGCCCAGGAGACCCCCGAUGUGGUUGAUGGAUCCAUUGAACUGAAACCAAAAGAUGAGGUAAACUCAACCAAGGUCGUGGACAAUUCUUCAGCUGCGGCUCAAGUCAAUGAUGCUGCGGGGAAUUCACAUGAGUCUACAGCUACCACGGUCCACAAGGACACAGACGGUCAUGUGAAAGAGGAGUCUAGCUGGAUUACAGAGGAUCAAAUUGAAGAACACAAUGAGGAAUAUUGCGGCAACGAGAGAGUUAUUUUCACUGCCGAUGGAGAUGCUUGCUACCAGGGCUGGGGGGAGAGCUGCACAGACUUAGAGGAUGACCUGUACGAUGAUGACAUUUCCUAUGACCCAGGAUCAGAGAUUACGGAGAUUCCCGGUCUUCCAGCGGAGGUCAAGGAGGAUAUUCCACAAAAACGGAAAAUUCAAUUCAGCUCUGCACCCAUAAAAGUGUUCAAAACCUACUGCAAUGAAGAUUAUGACCGGCGUAAUGAAGAGGUAGACCCGGUGGCGUCCUCAGCUGAGUAUGAGCUGGAGAAACGGGUUGAGAAGCUGGAACUUCUCCCUGUGGAACUGGAAAAAGAUGAGGAUGGCCUGGGCAUCAGUAUUAUAGGAAUGGGGGUUGGUGCUGACGCAGGACUGGAGAAGCUGGGCAUCUUCGUCAAGACGGUCAUAGAGGGUGGAGCAGCCGAGAGAGAUGGAAGAAUUAUGGUGAACGAUCAGAUCGUGGAGGUUGACGGCACCAGUCUGGUGGGAGUAACUCAGAGCUUCGCUGCUUCUGUCCUGAGAAACACGCAGGGAGUAGUCAGGUUUGUGAUUGGCCGAGAGCGUCCGGGACAGCAGAGCGAGGUGGCUCAGCUCAUCAGUCAGACUCUGGAGCAGGAGAGACGUCAGAGAGAGAUGAUGGAGCAACAGUACGCCCAGUACGACGCUGAUGACGACGAGACAGGGGAGUACGCCACGGAUGAGGAGGAGGAGGAGGAGGAGGAGGCGGAGGCGGAGGCGGGACAGACGGGAAAGGACAGAGAUGUGGCCAUUGAGGUUUUCGAUUUACCCGAAAAUGAGGACAUCAUCUCGCCAUCAGAACUGGAUGCCCCCAAACUUUAUCAGAAGUUUCGAGAGCUGCAGAUUAAACACACUGUCACUGAAGCUGAGAUCCAGAAACUCAAGAACAAGCUGGCCGCAGUGGAAAAAGAGAAGGCACGGUGGGAGAGAGAGAAGACUCAGCUCAAGCAAAGCAUCGAGGAUAACAAGGAGAGGAUGCUAAAACUGGAGAGCUAUUGGAUCGAGGCUCAGACGCUGUGCCACACGGUGAACGAGCAUCUGAAGGAGGCCCAGAGUCAGUAUCAGACCCUGGAGAAGAAGUACAACAAGGCCAAGAAGCUCAUUAAGGACUUCCAGCAGAGAGAGAUGGAGUUUGCACAGAGGGAGGAUGCAGAGAAGAAGAGGCUGGAGGAGGCGGAAAAGGCUCAUUUGGCUGAAAUCCAGAGUCUUCAAGUGAGGAUUGUUACCCUGGAGUCAGAGCUGAUGCAGCUGAUGAAGCAAAAUGGCAUCCAGGUAAACAAUAACAACAACAGUGCUGAGAGUCGAGCUCAGCUGACUGAGAGACUGACAGCCUUACAGUGUCCAAGGACAAGUGUCACUGGAGCGGAACUGGACGAGCUGACAGGAGCCAGUGGAACUCACACUGAGAGAGACGAGAGGGGCUCUGGGUCUCAAUCCUCCAGAGUGUCUGGUGCCACAGAGGCUGAUAAUGAGGGCUCUUCACCCAGUCAAGAUGAGAAACCUGGCAAAAAAAUACUAGACUUGGGAUCUUCUCUGAGGAAACGCAACGGGAAAGAGCAGAAUCUAAAAGGAUCUCCUGGUAAAAGCUCCAUAGGGCCUUCAGCAGAGAACAGUCCUGAAAGAUGCAAGAGCAAGAAAUCUCUUUCCUGGCCACGCUUCUUCUCCUAUUCAUAUUACGUGGGUCCCGGUGUCUCUGAUGACCUCAGCCUCAGCAGCACGAGCUCCACAGAGAUCAGUGGUGUCCUGACCGAUGUUAAGGUGUCUGGCCGAUCGCAAACACUCACGCUCUCCUCAGAUGAGAGUGUGGAUAUGAUUGAAGAUGAGAUUCUAGAUGACGGUCCGCCUCCGAAGCCGUAUCAGUGGCAGAACCGUAGUGUGACUGAAUGGACAUGUCAACAGGUGUCAUGUUGGCUCAUGGGUCUGAACCUGGAACAAUAUGUCUCUCUUUUUACUGCCAAGAAUGUGGAUGGAGAGCAGUUACUGAAGCUGGACAGCACAGCACUCAAGGCUCUGGGCGUAGAAUCCUCUCAGGAUCGGGCUCUGAUUAAGAAAAAGCUGAAGGAUCUGAAGUUGUUGAUGGAAAAAGCUCACAGAAACAGAGAGAAAAUGGAGAAACAGCGCAAGAAGGAACUGGAGCAGGUUCAGAAACAAGUCCAGAAAAAUAGCAACUCCUCCAGACCAGGAGAGGGCGCUACUGAGUGACAGUACUUUUUAACCCUCGCUACUAUCUCACCAUUAUAAGUACAGAUGAGUUCAGCAAUUCAAGAGACUCGAAGUUCAGUGCAAAAGGGGCUUAUUGCUAAUGAGCUGCCAUUGGAUGAAUUGAAACCAAAAUGUCCAGAUAUGGAUUUUAUUUUUACUGAACAAUAUUCAGGUUUUUUUUUUUUCUUGUUUUAGCAGAAUGAUCACUGCUUUUUGGUUUCCUGUGUUUUAUGUCUGAUUAAUAUCUAUUUAUUUGCAUAUGGAGAAUAUGUAUAUGUUAACCAGAGCAUAUCAGCUCAUAACUCAUCCAUACAAGCACCUUUAGACAAUGUACACAUGCAGAAAACCUAAAUAUGAAUAUGUCUAACGUGCCAUUUUUUUUCUAUCAAAACAAGGAUAGUUUGUUCAAGGACGUAUUUUUAAUACGACAAAGCACAGGUCAUAGUGAUGGACAGUGUUGCUGUCGAGUGUCUCUUCACCUCAGACUAGAGUUUGAGUGCUGCUCAACAGAACCACUACAGUCUGACGCAAACCUUACUGUGACGAGAAGAAAGCCAUUCCGGGAAAUGGGAUAUCACGGACCCUCAUUGUGGAUAUUUCACUGUAUACUUUGAACCUACUGUUCGGAUCUCCUUCCACGACCUGCCAGUAUUCAAGUCGAAUACAACUGACGUGUACGUUCUUCUCCGAGCUUGACACCUCAAUGAUCUUUGGAAGUCACGUGCUGGCAAUGCGAUACUAAAGGAGUCCUCCAAAGAUGCGAGACUUGUACUCUAAAAGAAAAAAAAGCAAGAAAAAGCCCCUCUGCUGCUUCUGUUCCACAGCUACCUGCUUCAGUCCUCUCCAUCUCUGUGAGGUAGAUCUCAGUUAGACCCAAGUGCUGCCUUUUGAAGUGCUUUAUGGUUUUUGGUUCGAGGUUACAGUCUGGAUCACGAUUGUGUGAACGCACGUCUAUUUUACCGGCAUCCAGUAGAGCAGAUGACAAAUGUGCACUUAAAACAGACCUGUAUCUAUAUACACCACCAGGGCUUGACAUUAACCCCCGCCAACCUGCCAAAUGCGGGUGUAUUUCAGCAGUGGCGUGUAACACAGUCACUUUGCCGGGUUGAACUUUUUAUAUAAUAUGUACAUUUUUCAAUUGUAGUCUUUUAAAAAGGCUUCUGAAAUAAACUAAGUGCAAUAUAUGUUGUCAAAAAUAUAGAUUUUUCGAUGCGUAUCGAUACUGAAAUAUCUGAAAUGCUUCCAGUGCUAAUUUCCCGCAGAAUAGAUACACGAAUCCAGCU